Acaulospora colombiana is the source of this 1128-nucleotide messenger RNA. NCBI's taxonomy places the organism in Eukaryota, Fungi, Glomeromycota, Glomeromycetes, Diversisporales, Acaulosporaceae. The record is from the annotation of a GenBank genome assembly.
AUGAGUGCGACAAAGAAUGAUAACUUUAUGCAACAAACUAACUAUACCAAAGUUCCGUUGGAAGAAAAAUUUUGUCUGUUUGAGUGGUUCGAAAAUAAAUGUAGAGAUUUGUUGAAUUUCCUUAUAAAAUGGAUUAUCUUGACGAGUGUGAGAAUAUACAAUGAGUACAAGUUGGGAGGAGCGAGUCAGAAUGACCUGUUGCGGGAGCUGUUAAAUGAGGUUUUUGAAGAUUUAGAAAAGAAGAUCGAGUCAUUUAAACGUGAAAACGAAAAUUUGACAAAAAGCCUUAAUAAUCUAAAAAGAAAACUUAAUGAAUCCAAUCUUAAGGCCUCUCGUUUACAGGCCUCUCUCGGAAGUGCCUUAAAUGUCCGUUGGGGAGACGACACAUUUUACAACACUAAUAAAAUCACCAAGGAUAUUAAUCAAUUGCAACAUAUUAUCUACGAAUUCACUCAAGUAGACAGUACGGAUAAGAUAAAUAAUGAUUCAGCAAACAAAUUAUUGUCUAAAUUUAAGUGCAAAGUUGAUAAAGAUAUUAAAGAAGAAGAUUUAAGAUCGUUAUUAAGUUCUGUUCUCCAACGAGUUGCCCUCGAAAUCAUUUUCGAUGCAGAAAAGGAACUCAAAAGGUUAAAAUGUUUGGAGCGUUGUAUAUUGUACCAUACUAAUAAAUUGGUACAUCAUACUACUGAUAUUUUCAAAACAAGUAUUAUUGAUAACGUCACUAGUGUGGCUCUGACCAGAAUACGACAACAAUGUUAUGCAACUUUAGUAUCACAGGGUUUUGAAAAACCUGAUCACCCUUUUAUUAAAAGGCUCGCCGGUAAACUUCUUAGCGAAAUGGCCAAACAUCGCAAAGUUUCGGAUGCGAAAGCGAAGGAAUCAGAGGCAAUAAAUUUAAUCCGUUUCGCUAUUAAACUCCGAUUUUCUUUGAACGUAAAAGAGCCAAUACCAAUAAUUAAAUGGUACAAUCACGGUGAUUCCAUAGAAGCUCAUUUUAUGGAGGGACCAUGGGAAAAGAGAGAUGCUUAUAAUUUGAUGGUGGAACGGUGCGACUUUCCUGUAAUAUUUAACGGAGACGGUCAGAUUUUCUCCAAGGCAACCGUAGUAGUGUGCAAUGCAAAUUUUUAA